GCCACUGCCCACUGCGCUUGUGGAUGCUCAGCGCAACAAGUUAGCCAGCAGACAUUUGAUCUGCUCAGUGCUCCUCUGCUUUCGUAUUGACAACUCCCACAACCGCUUCUCCUCUUCCAGUCUUGUCUACCUUUCCCCACGGACUACUUUACUAUCGAGGACGAUGAUGUGGACAUUCGCCCGACUUUCCCUUCUGUGAGUGCGCCGUGGAAGUGAUAUACUCGACAGCAUAGCUACCCGCAGCUUCCACCACGGAUGAUGAUGAUGAUGAUGACGAUGAUGAUGGACCAACAGGAGCAGAGUGAUGACAUCAGUGUCCUGAGCCCGCUGGAGUUGCUGACCGAGGCCGCCAAGGAGGACGAUGGGCACUGCCAACCACAGUUCAGGCUGCAACUGAUUGAUGACCUGACGUAUGAAGAUGUCAAGAAAUGCUACAGGGGCUCGACCGUCAGCAAGUACAACUCCCAGUACCACAAGCUGUUCCAGAGCGUCCCCAAGGAGGAGAUCCUUAUGAAAGUGUAUUCCUGCGCUCUCCUCCGAGACAUCCUACUUCAGGGUCGCCUCUACAUCUCCCGCAACUGGCUGUGUUUCUAUGCCAACCUCUUUGGGAAGGACAUCAAGGUUGCCAUUCCGGUGGUGUCAGUACGGCUGGUGAAGAAGCACAGGACGGCAGGCCUGGUACCCAACGGGUUGGCCAUCACCGUGGACACCAGCCAGAAGUAUGUGUUUGUGUCCUUGCUGUCUCGAGACAGUGUCUACGACGUCCUCAGGAGGAUCUGCACACACCUUCAGGUGAAUGGGAAGAAAAGUCUUAGCCUGAAGCAAUACUUGGAGGAGCCUAGCUCACUAUCUAUGGAUGAGUUCCCCGUGGUCAAUGACUUCCCUCCGGUGUUGAAGUGGAGGAGGAAGCCGUCCAUUCCGUCCGUGUCCUCCUCUCUCCCGGAUCUCCUUGGUAACUCCACCAGCAGUCGGAGUGCAGUGGACAUCCCCUACCUACCUACGGAGGUUCCACUGACAUUAAAGGAGCGGAGUCUGGAGACAGGGAAGAUCCUCCUGACAGAGCCAGUACACGAACUGGGCCACAUGGAGUACCAGCUGCUCAAGUUCUUCAUCCUGCUUAUCGUCCUGCUCGUUUUGUCCUCCUGUUACCUGGCCUUCCGUGUGUGUUGUCUAGAGCAGAAGCUGUCCUUCCUCAACACACAUCCCACAAUGCCCAUGAGAGAGAGGUAACAUUUGCUGCAUGCUGCGUCAACAUUGGACAGAUGGUCUGUCAGUCACGGAGGUUCUCCUGGCGAUUGGGCAAACAGAGACUCUGUUUGUUUACCUGUUCUCUCUGUCCCACCCUGUAGGUGUGGAGAAGUGCCCUGCUGGUUCAAUGAAAAGACAAUGACUUGAGAAAAGCCAAGACCUGAAGCCAAAACUGCAGUUAAAUAGACAGUCCAAUAGGGGGUGCCAGAGAGACAAUAAUCCUCUUGUCGUUCCCUAGAAAGACUAUGCACUGCAGACAAAAGACUGGAAUGGAAAGAGGAGGAUAGAGGAGAAUUGGAAGUAGACGACUACAGAGUAGGUGUCAAUGGGACAGUGCCAACGGAGUUCACCUGACCUUUGACCUCAAAGUCCUUGUUCUACUCGGAUGCUGCCAAGAAACUUUACAAUACCAGUCAACUGAUCAGACACUUCCGGGUCCAGGAUUUUAGAGACAGAGCCUUUUGUCAGACACAGAGCCUUUUGUCAGAGACACAGAGCCUGUUGUCAGACACACAGAGCCUGUUAUCAGACACACAGAGCCUGUUAUCAGACACACAGAGCCUGUUGUCAGAGGCAGAGCCUGUUGUCAGACACAGAGCAUGUUAUCAGACACACAGAGCCUGUUGUCAGAGGCAGAGCCUGUUAUCAGACACACAGAGCCUGUUAUCAGAGGCAGAGCCUGUUAUCAGACACACAGAGCCUGUUGUCAGACACACAGAGCCUGUUGUCAGACACACAGAGCCUGUUAUCAGACACACAGAGCCUGUUGUCAGACACACAGAGCCUGUUUUCAGACACACAGAGCCUGUUUUCAGAGGCAGAGCCUGUUGUCAGACACACAGAGCCUGUUAUCAGACACAGAGCCUGUUAUCAGACACAGAGCCUGUUGUCAGACACACAGAGCCUAUUGUCAGACACACAGAGCCUGUUGUCAGACACAGAGCCUGUUGUCAGACACACAGAGCCUGUUGUCAGACAUAUAAAUAUUAUAAUAUUCCAUGAGGAGGUGUGUAAUAUAAAUAUUAUAAUAUUCCACGAGGAGGAGAUGUGUACUAUAAAUAUUAUAAUGUUCCACGAGGAGGUGUGUUCUAUAAAUAUUAUAAUGUUUGAGGAGGAGGUGUGUACUAUAAAUAUUAUAAUGUUCCACGAGGAGGUGUGUUCUAUAUAUAUUAUAAUGUUUGAGGAGGAGGUGUGUACUAUAAAUAUUAUAAUAUUCCAUGAGGAGGAGGUGUGUACUAUAAAUAUUAUAAUGUUCCAUGAGGAGGAGGUGUGUACUAUAAAUAUUAUAAUAUUCCAUGAGGAGGUGUGUAAUAUAAAUAUUAUAAUGUUUGAGGAGGAGGUGUGUACUAUAAAUAUUAUAAUAUUCCAUGAGGAGGAGGUGUGUACUAUAAAUAUUAUAAUGUUCCAUGAGGAGGUGUGUACUAUAAAUAUUAUAAUAUUCCAUGAGGAGGAGGUGUGUACUAUAAAUAUUAUAAUAUUCCAUGAGGAGGUGUGUACUAUAAAUAUUAUAAUAUUCCAUGAGGAGGAGGUGUGUACUAUAAAUAUUAUAAUAUUCCAUGAGGAGGUGUGUACUAUAAAUAUUAUAAUGUUCCAUGAGGAGGAGGUGUGUACUAUAAAUAUUAUAAUGUUUGAGGAGGAGGUGUGUACUAUAAAUAUUAUAAUAUUCCAUGAGGAGGAGGUGUGUAAAAUAAAUAUUAUAAUGUUCCAUGAGGAGGUGUGUACUAUAAAUAUUAUAAUAUUCCAUGAGGAGGUGUGUACUAUAAAUAUUAUAAUAUUCCAUGAGGAGGUGUGUACUAUAAAUAUUAUAAUAUUCCAUGAGGAGGAGGUGUGUACUAUAAAUAUUAUAAUAUUCCAUGAGGAGGAGGUGUGUACUAUAAAUAUUAUAAUGUUCCAUGAGGAGGAGGUGUGUACUAUAAAUAUUAUAAUGUUCCAUGAGGAGGUGUGUACUAUAAAUAUUAUAAUGUUCCACGAGGAGGUGUGUUCUAUAUAUAUUAUAAUGUUUGAGGAGGAGGUGUGUACUAUAAAUAUUAUAAUAUUCCAUGAGGAGGAGGUGUGUACUAUAAAUAUUAUAAUAUUCCAUGAGGAGGUGUGUACUAUAAAUAUUAUAAUGUUCCAUGAGGAGGUGUGUACUAUAAAUAUUAUAAUGUUCCAUGAGGAGGUGUGUUCUAUAAAUAUUAUAAUGUUCCAUGAGGAGGAGGUGUGUACUAUAAAUAUUAUACUAUUCCAUGAGGAGGAGGUGUGUACUAUAAAUAUUAUACUAUUCCAUGAGGAGGAGGUGUGUACUAUAAAUAUUAUAAUAUUCCAUGAGGAGGUGUGUUCUAUAAAUAUUAUAAUGUUCCAUGAGGAGGAGGUGUGUACUAUAAAUAUUAUAAUGUUCCAUGAGGAGGUGUGUACUAUAUAUAUUAUAAUGUUUGAGGAGGAGGUGUGUACUAUAAAUAUUAUAAUAUUCCAUGAGGAGGAGGUGUGUACUAUAAAUAUUAUAAUGUUCCAUGAGGAGGUGUGUACUAUAAAUAUUAUAAUGUUCCAUGAGGCGGUGUGUAAUAUAUAUAUUAUAAUGUUUGAGGAGGAGGUGUGUACUAUAAAUAUUAUAAUGUUCCAUGAGGAGGUGUGUACUAUAAAUAUUAUAAUGUUCCAUGGGGAGGUGUGUAAUAUAUAUAUUAUAAUGUUUGAGGAGGAGGUGUGUACUAUAAAUAUUAUAAUGUUCCAUGAGGAGGUGUGUAAUAUAUAUAUUAUAAUGUUUGAGGAGGAGGUGUGUACUAUAAAUAUUAUAAUAUUCCAUGAGGAGUAGGUGUGUACUAUAAAUAUUAUAAUGUUCCAUGAGGAGGAGGUGUGUAAUAUAAAUAUUAUAAUGUUCCAUGAGGAGGUGUGUACUAUAAAUAUUAUAAUAUUCCAUGAGGAGGUGUGUAAUAUAAAUAUUAUAAUGUUCCAUGAGGAGGAGGUGUGUACUAUAAAUAUUAUAAUGUUAUGAGGAGGAGGUGUGUACUAUAAAUAUUAUAAUGUUCCAUGAGGAGGUGUGUACUAUAAAUAUUAUAAUGUUCCAUGAGGCGGUGUGUAAUAUAUAUAUUAUAAUGUUUGAGGAGGAGGUGUGUACUAUAAAUAUUAUAAUGUUCCAUGAGGAGGUGUGUACUAUAAAUAUUAUAAUGUUCCAUGAGGCGGUGUGUAAUAUAUAUAUUAUAAUGUUUGAGGAGGAGGUGUGUACUAUAAAUAUUAUAAUGUUCCAUGAGGAGGUGUGUACUAUAUAUAUUAUAAUGUUUGAGGAGGAGGUGUGUACUAUAAAUAUUAUAAUGUUCCAUGAGGAGGUGUGUACUAUAAAUAUUAUAAUGUUCCAUGAGGCGGAGGUGUGUAAUAUAAAUAUUAUAAUGUUUGAGGAGGAGGUGUGUACUAUAAAUAUUAUAAUGUUCCAUGAGGAGGUGUGUACUAUAAAUAUUAUAAUGUUCCAUGAGGAGGUGUGUAAUAUAUAUAUUAUAAUGUUUGAGGAGGAGGUGUGUACUAUAAAUAUUAUAAUGUUCCAUGAGGAGGUGUGUAAUAUAUAUAUUAUAAUGUUCCAUGAGGAGGAGGUGUGUACUAUAAAUAUUAUAAUAUUCCAUGAGGAGGAGGUGUGUACUAUAAAUAUUAUAAUGUUCCAUGAGGAGGAGGUGUGUAAUAUAAAUAUUAUAAUGUUCCAUGAGGAGGUGUGUACUAUAAAUAUUAUAAUAUUCCAUGAGGAGGUGUGUAAUAUAAAUAUUAUAAUGUUCCAUGAGGAGGUGUGUAAUAUAAAUAUUAUAAUGUUCCAUGAGGAGGAGGUGUGGUCUAUAAAUAUUAUAAUGUUCCAUGAGGAGGAGGUGUGUACUAUAAAUAUUAUAAUGUUUGAGGAGGAGGAGGUGUGUACUAUAAAUAUUAUAAUGUUUGAGGAGGAGGAGGUGUGUACUAUAAAUAUUAUAAUGUUUGAGGAGGAGGUGUGUAAUAUAAAUAUUAUAAUAUUCCAUGAGGAGGAGGUGUGUACUAUAAAUAUUAUAAUGUUCCAUGAGGAGGUGUGUACUAUAAAUAUUAUAAUGUUCCAUGAGGAGGAGGUGUGUACUAUAAAUAUUAUAAUAUUUCAUGAGGAGGUGUGUAAAUAUAAAUAUUAUAAUAUUCCAUGAGGAGGAGAUGUGUACUAUAAAUAUUAUAAUGUUCCAUGAGGAGGUGUGUAAUAUAAAUAUUGUAAAUUACUUGAAACCUAAUCAUGCAUUUCAGAGGUUAUAAGGUAAAAGAUAAGAUAACUACAUAGAAGACAAGGUAUUCAUGUAAUCCAUGGUGUGUAAAAAACCCUGUCUCCACUUCGAGUACUAGCAUAUCUGAGUCUGGGCAGACAGAAAUGUGUAGACUAGAAUGUACUUCUUUUUCUUUUUUCUCUGUAUUUAUUUGUAUGCAAUUUUGUACUGAGUCACAAAGGCAUGUUGUUUUUAGUAAGUAGAUAUGGGUGUGUUCACUGGAGUAUUUCUGACCUGGGUCGAGUUCAUUAGGAACAUAAUAGGGAGGGAAAACUGAUUGAAAUGGAGGGGGAACUACUUGUAUUUGUCCAAAUAGAAGUGCUAAUUCCGUUUUCUGUACAAAACGUUUUAGAAUGUUUUCCAUUUGCGUGCCCUAAUGAAUACGGCUCUGUCUUGCAGUAGGGCUGGAGUCACAGCAGUGUAGAACAGUAGGGCUGGAGUCACAGCAGCAGGGCUGGAGUCACAGUAGUGUAGGGCAGUAGGGCUGGAGUCACAGCAGUGCAGGGCAGUAGGGCUGGAGUCACAGCAGUGUAGGGCUGGAGUCACAGCAGUGUAGGGCAGUAGGGCUGGAGUCACAGCAGUGUAGGGCUGGAGUCACAGCAAUGUAGGGCAGUAGGGCUGGAGUCACAGCAGUGUAGGGCUGGAGUCACAGCAGUGUAGGGCUGGAGUCACAGCAGUGUAGGGCAGUAUGGCUGGAGUCACAGCUGUGUAGGGCAGUAGGGCUGGAGUCACAGCAGUGUAGGGCAGUAGGGCUGGAGUCACAGCAGUGCAGGGCAGUAGGUCUGCAGUCACAGCAGUGCAGGGCAGUAGGGCUGGAGUCACAGCAGUGUAGGGCAGUAGGGCUGGAGUCACAGCAGUGUAGGGCUGGAGACACAGCAGUGUAGGGCAGUAGGGCUGGAGUCACAGCAGUGCAGGGCUGGAGUCACAGCAGUGUAGGGCAGUAGGGCUGGAGUCACAGCAGGGCAGGGCUGGAGUCACAGCAGUGUAGGGCUGGAGUCACAGCAGUGCAGGGCUGGAGUCACAGCAGUGUCGUGUAGUAGGGCUGGAGUCACAGCAGGGCUGGAGUCAUAGCAGUGUAGGGCAGCAGGGCUGGAGUCACAGCAGUGUAGUGUAGUAGGGUUGGAGUCACAGCAGUGUAGGGCUGGAGUCACAGCAGGGCUGGAGUCAUAGCAGUGUAGGGCAGUAGGACUGGAGUCACUGCAGUGCAGGGCUGGAGUCACAGCAGUGUAGGGCAGUAGGGCUGGAGUCACAGCAGUGUCGUGUAGUAGGGUUGGAGUCACAGCAGUGUAGGGCUGGAGUCAUAGCAGUGUAGGGCUGGAGUCACAGCGGUGUAGGGCAGUAGGGCUGGAGUCACAGCAGUGGAGGGCAGUAGGGCUGGAGUCACAGCAGUGUAGGGCUGGAGUCACAGCAGUGUAGGGCAGUAGGGCUGGAGUCACAGCAGUGCAGGGCUGGAGUCACAGCAGUGUAGGGCAGUAGGGCUGGAGUCACAGCAGUGCAGGGCUGGAGUCACAGCAGUGUAGGGCAGUAGGGCUGGAGUCACAGCAGUGCAGGGCUGGAGUCACAGCAGUGUAGGGCAGUAGGGCUGGAGUCACAGCAGUGUAGGGCUGGAGUCACAGCAGUGUAUGGGCUGGAGUCACAGCAGUGUAGGGCAGUAGGGCUGGAGUCACAGCAGUGUAGGGCUGGAGUCACAGCAGUGUAGGGCAGUAGGGCUGGAGUCACAGCAGUGUAGGGCAUGACUUUGGGACAGCAGUGACUAAUAAACAGCCUCCCUUGCCCCCUG
Molecule: messenger RNA, 7257 nt
Organism: Salmo salar (Atlantic salmon)
Lineage: Eukaryota; Metazoa; Chordata; Actinopteri; Salmoniformes; Salmonidae
Product: GRAM domain-containing protein 2A
Biological process (GO): regulation of store-operated calcium entry
Cellular component (GO): endoplasmic reticulum membrane; organelle membrane contact site
Molecular function (GO): phosphatidylinositol-4,5-bisphosphate binding
Source: RefSeq, a predicted model, not a curated record